Pectinophora gossypiella (pink bollworm) is the source of this 1896-nucleotide messenger RNA. It is a transcript of the gene Poxn, whose product is annotated as paired box pox-neuro protein. Gene Ontology annotation, biological process: anatomical structure development; regulation of transcription by RNA polymerase II. The transcript is spliced from 5 exons. Gene Ontology annotation, molecular function: DNA-binding transcription factor activity, RNA polymerase II-specific; RNA polymerase II cis-regulatory region sequence-specific DNA binding. The record is from RefSeq and is a predicted model, not a curated record. Lineage: Eukaryota; Metazoa; Arthropoda; Insecta; Lepidoptera; Gelechiidae. The coding region runs from base 136 to 1245 and encodes 369 amino acids.
UUUUAGUUUAGGAAUUUAUUUUUAUUUAUUUUAUCGGACUAUUUGUGUGAAAAGUUAAAAACUGUUUCAUGAAAAUGGUUUUUCAUUGAACACUGGCUGACAGUAAAUUCUGAUUAGAAUUGGUCUUUCUUCAUCAUGCCGCAUACAGGCCAAGCGGGCGUGAACCAACUCGGCGGCGUGUUCGUCAACGGGCGCCCGCUCCCAGACGUGGUGCGCAAGCGCAUCGUAGAACUAGCCAUCAUGGGCGUCCGCCCCUGUGACAUCAGCCGGCAGCUACUGGUAUCCCACGGCUGCGUCUCCAAGAUCCUCACCAGGUUUUACGAGACGGGGUCUAUACGGCCCGGCUCCAUUGGCGGCAGUAAAACUAAGCAAGUGGCGACCCCCACGGUAGUGAAGAAGAUACUGCGACUGAAGCAAGAGAACCCUGGCAUGUUCGCGUGGGAGAUCAGAGAGAGACUGCUCAGUGCAAGAGUGUGUGAGCCUCACUCCAUACCCUCAGUGUCGUCUGUCAACAGAAUACUGAGGAACAGUGGCUUGGCUUGGAGCGACGAUGAGCCGCCUAGAGGACAUGAACCGUAUCCUCAACCGGAGCUGCCGCCGAACGUGAUGGACUACAUGUCACUGAAGACAUCGCUUCCCCCCACUCCGCCCAACCCCCCCUACUUCGCGCACUCCGCUGUCCGCGUCCCACCCCCCAACGAGCCUCCCCUCUACGACCGACGACUCGCCACCUCCUGGCUCCUCACCAACCAGAUGCAAGCGCAAGGACUCCUCAAACCGUACCCUAUCUCCCCCUGGCAGAGAAUCAUGAUGCCAUACGACUCGAAGAACUUCCCACCCUACGCCCUCUCUUUACAUAACGACCUCUUGAACAGAAUAAACACGGAUGAAGUGAAAUCGGAAAAUUCUGAACACAUCUCCGUCGAAGCAAGCGACGACAGUACCGAUAGACCCGACACUGAUGAGAACGAAAGAAAAACGCCACACGAAAAAGAAAAGAAGAAGAACCCAUAUUCAAUAGAGGAAUUGUUAAAGAAACCAGACAAAAUCGUAAACUCAACCCCGAUCGGAUUUCAAAACUUCCUUCGCCAACCGAGUGGCAGUAUGGUCGAAUACCAGACCCAAGAGAAAAACUUAAGCAAUAGAAGUUCACCGGCCAGUUACUGUUCGGUGCAGAGCGGCGUUUCAAAUUCGAACGAUUGCUUCACAGAAUCGGCCAGUGCGGAAAUAAAGGCGGGAAAUUGAUCCCACUAUUUCUAGUCCAAGGAAACUACGUACUGGCAAGAUAUUUUAAUUCCUAUUUUACCGCGUUAACAAUAAAAAAUAAACAAGCGGUGAAGUAAUUAGAUUAAAUUUCAAAUACCUACUUAUACACGUUUACCGUUUGUUUGCUUUUUUUUAAAGGCGGUUAAGUACAUAAUUUUCCUCGCCGCCAUAUAGAAAGUCUUUAAAAUAAAUUUUGUAAAUAUGUUAUGUACUUAUUUUUCCCACUCAUCGCCAUAUUGUAAUGUCUCUAAAUAAAAUACUUAGGUACUUACUGUUAAAAUUAAGUGUUCAUAGUAACCAUUAUUCUAUUCUAAUUUUAAAUUAUUUUGUAUAUUGUUAAAAUAACUUUAUCUAGGCAAUAAGUGUACAUAAAUUAGUUCUGUAUUUAACUGUGUAACGUAAUUCUGUGAUACGAUAGAAAUUAGAUUAGUAGAUACUUUAUGAACAAAACAUUCCUUCUUCAAAUAACUUUUAUUAUUUUAGUACGUAGUAGGAUUACCUAAUAUUAUUUACAUAGCUUGUAAGUAUUAUUUAAUAUUCUUUCAUCGUUAUUCUUGGUAAUUGUAAAGUCGUAGAUUUCCAACUUAAAUGUAUUCAUUGUAUGUUGUAGAAGCGCAAUAGUUGUUUAUU